Molecule: messenger RNA, 2680 nt
Organism: Schistocerca nitens (vagrant locust)
Lineage: Eukaryota; Metazoa; Arthropoda; Insecta; Orthoptera; Acrididae
Exons: 13
Coding region: 1-1716 (571 amino acids)
Biological process (GO): extrinsic apoptotic signaling pathway in absence of ligand; regulation of apoptotic process; intrinsic apoptotic signaling pathway in response to DNA damage
Cellular component (GO): mitochondrial outer membrane
Molecular function (GO): protein homodimerization activity; protein heterodimerization activity
Source: RefSeq, a predicted model, not a curated record
AUGCCGUAUGUGUACAGCAGCGCGGCGCGCGCACUGGCAAAUCGUACACUCGUGUCGGGACAGGACCGUGAAUUUGACACCGACCCAGAAGUAUGCUUCCACAUGGAUUCUGAGGUGGAAUACACAGUAGCCAGGCUUCCUUUGGAUGACAAACUCAUCCGGCGGCAAACAGCAGAAGACUCGGUGCUAGAGGAGGUGUUGCGCCACAUUCACCAAGGUAUUCAUCCACGAAGUGGCUGCUUAGGCUGGUGCAUGAGCUCUGGACAGCAGUUCUGUCACAGCCAGAGAGACUUUCACCUAUGCUGCGCCAAGGACUCAGCUGACUCCGUGGACAGCACACCACCUCCACAGCCCUGGGAUUGGAAUUGGCCGGGGCGCCGCAGGGCGGCGACACCGUGGUUCGCCGGCGCUCGGGCGCGCGCGCGCUCGCGCGUGUCGACAGUCAGUGGUCGCGCUGUCGCCGUGUCGGCCGAGCACGAGCGCGCACGUGCCGCGUGUCAACACGGGAGCCCGCGCUCUCACCAGAAUCUGAGCUGUGUUCACCGUACAACAGCAUCAGCCGUUGGAUUCAUUUUCGCAGAAAAUAGUGGUGCUCUGUCAUCAAGAGGGAACACGGGAGUCCGCCAGGAGCGGCGGCUGAUGCCCCACCGCCGCCGUGGACGACGCGAGCGCGGACCAGGGCACUGCGGCGGCGGCGGCUGCCGUGCCGCCUGCAGCAGCAGCAGCAGCGGGGGCGACCAGAGCGCGCCAGCGGCCAGGACAGUGGCGCCAGCAGCGCUGCAGACGCGCCGCGAGCUGCGCCGGCGCGCCUCCGCCUUCGAAGGCCGCCUCACUGUUGCAGCUGAGCGGGCAACGGACACGGGCCGCGCCAUGGCGCCGCCGCUGACGGCCGCCGGCGAGGCGGCGCUGCAGGCGUUCCAGCGGCGCAAGCUGAGCUUCCCGCUGCAGUCGGCGCACGCGCACCACAGCCACGUGGCGCUGCUCGCCGACCGCUCCGGAACCGCCGCCGCCUCUGUCGCCGGCGGCGGGGAGCUGUCGUCGCUGGCGCGGCGGCGCUUCAGCAACGUGAGCGACGUGGUGUCGCGCAAGCUGUCGCACACCAUCGGCUGGCUCAACGCGCCCGCCUGCGACAUCGUGGAGCAGGGCCGCGCCCUCUGCGCGCAUUACAUCCGCGCCCGCCUGCGCCGCUCCGGGCUCUCCACGCGCAGGUGCGGGCUGCAGCGGCUGCGCGGCUCGCCGGCGGCGGUGCGCGACGUGUUCCCAGAGCUGGCGAGCGUGGGCCGCGAGCUGGAGCGGCUGCACCCCAAGCUGUUCAGCGCGGUGGCGCGCCAGGCCAGCCCCUCGCCGGGAGGCGUGCUCGCCGGCGACAAGUCCGCCGGACUCAUCCUCACCGCCGUCGCCCGCGAGCUCUUCAAGAACGCCGACCAGGUGACGUGGGCCAAGGUGGUGUCGCUGUUCGCCGUGGCGGGCGGGCUGGCGGUGGACUGCGUGCGCCAGAACCACGCGGACUACAUGCAGGGCCUCACCGAGGCCAUGGCCGACGUGCUCGAGGAGGAGCUCGCGCCCUGGAUCGCCAGCAACGGCGGAUGGCAAGGUUUGCUGAACCACUACAAGCCCAGAACCAAUGAAGCUGCUGUAUCACGGUGUGUUAUACUUGUGGGAGCUGUAUCAGCAUUAAUAUUUCUACUUCUUUUCAUCAUACGGCUCUGCAGUUAGCAAUUUGAAGAAUUAAAUAUUCAGUAAUCUGAAGAGAAUUAAUGACCAGCUCUGUAAGAUCAGUGCAUAGUGUGUACCUCAGGGCAGUCUGUUCAGUCUGUUACAUUGUUGUUGUUAGUGAAUGAAAGGUAUUACUUUUACUCAUGAUAGACACUAUAUAUUUGGAAAAAAGAACUGAUAAGUACAAAAUAAGAUUCAACAAGAGUGAUAAACUUGUAAUAUUGAAAGGUGUUACUCGGUAAUUUAUAGUGAUGUAUAUACUGACAGAUAUCUUCCUACAAUAAGAUAAUCACACAAUACUUAAAUGUUACCAACAAUAUCAACUACUGUGUGGUACAAAAAAUACUGUGGGAAAAAAGCACAAACUAUCAAACUGAACCAACAUAAUUUAUGUCAGACCUUUCAUGCACCCACUGAAAAAUUUUGUACACAUAUUUAAAUACUGAUACAAAAAAUCUGGAGUCUGUUGGAUAGUAUUGGAUGAGAAAAGAUCUGAUAAGGAUUUUUAUUUCUUGAUUCUGUUGCAUCACAUUUAUUGCCAUACUCUGAAAUGUUGACUUUCCACACUGAUGAUUGUUGCCAUUAUAUUACACAUGUGUAUGGACUCAAAACAAUUCCACCAAUUUUGUUAAGUUCUUUUUUUAGUAUUUAAGUGUUAUUAUAAAAAAAAUCCAUUUGUCAACUGAAUUUAUUACCUUUGUUUUGUAACAGAAUCUUUAAUUUAAUGGAACUAAUUUUGUUUCUAUAAAAAUAAUCACCAAAAACCCUUCUUCCAUUAAUAUUUUAGCAAAAUAUUUGUUGAGUAUCACAAAUAUUCAACAUCGUUAUUAAGAUUAUUACAAUAAAUAUACAUUUUCUUUUUGUUCCAUAAAUCAUUAUUUCUGAAUGAUUACAAAUGGAAAACGUUAAGGGUUAUGCUGUGACUCACAAACACACUUGGACAAAUAAAAGUUGUACUUACUGA